AUGGAAAAUACGGAAAAUACGGAAAAUACGAACGAACCAAGAGAAAUUUUUUCAAUUACUCCCAAAACAGAUUGCCCUCAUAUUAAGUCAGAAUUCGUUGAAAUCUGGGCUCAAAAACCUGUUGAUGUAAAAAAAUCUUGCGAGAUUUGUAAUGAAUCCAAUGAAAAUUGGAGGUGCAUCGAAUGUGCUAAAGUGCUUUGUUCAAGAUAUGUAAAUGCACAUAUGACUGAACAUUAUACAAAAACAAAUCACUCAUUGGCAAUUUCUUUCUUUGAUCUUUCAACUUGGUGUUAUUCUUGUGAUAGCUAUGUAACAAGCAAAAUUCUCAGUCCUAUUUUAAAAGAUGUCUAUAUGUCUAAAUUUGGAACCUUGCCUCCAAAUUCUGACAAAGAUAGCGAUAAUAAUGGUGAAGGAAGUUCGUUUACUAGAUCUUAA
Messenger RNA from Diversispora eburnea, 435 nucleotides. The record is from the annotation of a GenBank genome assembly. NCBI's taxonomy places the organism in Eukaryota, Fungi, Glomeromycota, Glomeromycetes, Diversisporales, Diversisporaceae.